GAGCUGCGCACAGGAACUGACGUGGAGGUCCCGCUGAUGAACAGGAGCUGAGGGGGCUGAUCUCCAAAGCUAGAGCCUGCCUCUCCUGCUGUCCCCCUUUCAUCCCAUCCUGACGUGUGGGGCUGCAGAGCCAGCAAACCCUCAAUGCCUAAGAACAGCAAAGUGACGCAGCGAGAGCACAGCAGCGAGCAUGUCACCGAAUCGGUGGCUGACCUGCUGGCCCACGAGGAGCCCGUGGACUACAAGCGCAGCGUCUUAAACGUGACGGGUGAGGCCUGGGACAAGCAGAAGGAUGUGGAGGAAGAUCUGGACUCUGAGAAGCGGCCAGCGUGGAACAGCAAACUGCAGUACAUCCUGGCCCAGAUUGGGUACUCGGUGGGGCUGGGGAACGUCUGGCGGUUUCCAUACUUGUGUCAAAAAAACGGCGGAGGUGCCUACCUGGUCCCAUACCUGGUGCUGCUCAUCAUCAUCGGGCUCCCUCUCUUCUUCCUGGAGCUGGCCGUGGGUCAGAGAAUCCGCCGGGGCAGCAUUGGCGUGUGGAAUUACAUCUGCCCCCGCCUGGGGGGCAUUGGAUACGCCAGCUGUCUCGUCUGCUUCUUUGUUGGUCUCUAUUAUAACGUGAUCAUCGGCUGGAGCAUCUUUUACUUCUUUAAAUCCUUCCAGUAUCCGCUCCCCUGGAGCGAGUGCCCCAUCAUUAAAAAUGGCACAAUGGCCGUUGUGGAGGCAGAAUGUGAGAAGAGCUCUGCUACCACCUACUUCUGGUACCGGGAGGCUCUGGAGAUUUCCAGCUCCAUCUCAGAGAGCGGAGGGCUCAACUGGAAGAUGACCCUGUGCCUGCUGACAGCCUGGAGCAUCGUGGGAUUGGCCGUGAUCAAAGGAAUUCAGUCUUCAGGGAAGGUGAUGUACUUCAGCUCCCUCUUCCCCUAUGUGGUGCUCCUUUGCUUCCUGGUGCGGGGGCUGCUCCUGAGGGGGGCGAUAGAUGGGAUCCUGCACAUGUUCACUCCUAAGCUUGACAAGAUGCUGGACCCCCAGGUGUGGCGAGAGGCAGCCACUCAAGUCUUCUUCGCCCUGGGCCUGGGCUUUGGAGGUGUCAUCGCUUUCUCCAGCUACAACAAGCAGGACAAUAACUGCCACUUCGACGCCACCCUCGUCUCCUUCAUCAACUUCUUCACCUCCGUGUUGGCCACCCUGGUGGUCUUCGCCGUGCUGGGGUUCAAGGCCAACAUCAUGAAUGAGAAAUGUGUGGUGGAGAACACUGAGAAGAUCCUGGGCUACCUAAACACCCACGUCCUGAGCCACGACCUCAUCCCACCCCACGUGAACUUCUCCCAUCUCACGGCCAAGGACUACAGCGAGAUGUACCAAGUGAUCAUGACGGUGAAGGAGGAUCACUUCAAGGAGCUGGGCUUGGACCCCUGCCUACUAGAGGAUGAGCUCAACAAGUCAGUGCAGGGAACCGGCCUGGCCUUCAUCGCCUUCACUGAAGCCAUGACCCACUUCCCAGCUUCUCCUUUCUGGUCUGUGAUGUUCUUCCUGAUGCUGAUAAACCUGGGGCUGGGCAGCAUGAUUGGGACCAUGGCGGGUAUCACCACCCCUAUCAUUGACACCUUCAAGGUGCGGAAGGAAGUUUUCACAGUUGGCUGUUGCAUCGUUGCCUUCCUGAUAGGCUUGAUCUUCGUGCAGCACUCGGGGAAUUACUUCGUCACCAUGUUUGAUGAUUACUCUGCCACGCUGCCACUCACGGUCGUGGUGAUCCUGGAGAACAUUGCCGUGGCCUGGAUUUAUGGCACCAAGAAGUUCAUGCAGGAACUGACAGAAAUGCUGGGCUUCCGGCCGUACAUCUUCUACUUUUACACCUGGAAGUACAUCUCUCCCCUCUGCAUGGCUGUGCUAAUGACAGCCAGCAUCAUCCAGCUGGGAGUCAACCCACCGGGCUACAGCGCUUGGAUCAGAGAGGAGGCUGCAGAGAAGUUCCUCUAUUACCCAACAUGGGCUAUGGCCAUCCUCAUCUGUCUCAUCAUCCUGGCCACCCUCCCACUGCCCGUGGUCUUCAUCCUCCGUCAGUUCCACCUGGUGUCCGAUGGCUCCAACGCCCUCUCUGUCACCUACAAGAAGGGCCGGAUGAUGAAGGACAUCUCCAACCUAGAGGAGAAUGAUGAGACUCGCUUCAUCUUGAGCAAAGUGCCCAGCGAGACCCCGUCCCCGAUGCCCACGCACCGUUCCUACCUGGGCCCGGGAAACGCUUCCCCAAUGGAGAUGAGCAGUGCACCCAAUGGACGCUAUGGGAGUGGGUACCACUUGGCCAGCACCCCUGAAUCUGAACUGUGAUGGCCACCCACCAGCCCUCGCCCCACCCCCCAGCACUUAGGAGAGGAGGCAACUGGGGAAUGGAUCCUGUCCAUUUGUGGAACAAAAAGAAAAGAAGAAACCCUUCCUAGAAUGUUAGCAAGUAAGCAGCCAUUUCCCAGGCAAGGUCGGGAAGAAGGGAUUUCCCUCUCUGCAAUUCCAAUCAAAAAGGCAGGAUCCCUUGUCAGCUGCCCUUGUGGAAAAAAACAAAACAAAACAAGACACUGCAAUAAAUUUGAUCGGUGUGUUUCCAGAGAGAGAAAAUUGGAGACCAAACCAAGCAUCUCUUGAUUUCCAAGCAUCGGAAAUUCAGAGAAGGGAUACAAAACGAGGUGACAGCCAAAGACGUUUCCUCUUAUAACCUGGAGUUCUCCCCCCUCCUCUUGUUUUCCCCUAGUUAGGAGAAGAGAUGGCUCUUAUUCCAUUGAUCACAUUUGACCACCCAUGUUCACAGCCCGAUGGACAGCCAUCACCUGAUGGAGUUUUAGCUGGGGCAGUGGUCAUGGCACCUCCUUUGGUUUUGUAGCUCUGGAGACAUCCAAAGAGCUCAGCUUUAGUGGAUAUUUCUUAUCCAGCGCAGACGCAUCUUGAGUGGACAACACUUUACAGUGAGCGGCAGCAACUAGCUGACCCUUUGGUAUCUGUUGUGUUACUAUGGAUGUUGGUUCGACACACGUGGGGAAUAUGUCCAUGAGUCAUGUCUGGGUGGGAUGGGAUCUCAUUCUAAACUGAGCUGCAGU
Molecule: messenger RNA, 3086 nt
Organism: Mauremys reevesii (Reeves's turtle)
Lineage: Eukaryota; Metazoa; Chordata; Testudines; Geoemydidae
Gene: SLC6A17
Product: solute carrier family 6 member 17
Exons: 12
Coding region: 145-2328 (727 amino acids)
Biological process (GO): glycine transport; proline transport; alanine transport
Cellular component (GO): plasma membrane; synaptic vesicle
Source: RefSeq, a predicted model, not a curated record